AUGGAUGAAUUACAAAAAUUAUACGAGAGAGACGAUUUUGCAGAAGUCUGGCUUCAAGUGGCAGGUGACAUCAAAAUUAGGAAGUAUCAAAACCUGAAGGAUCUGUCUGAAAUUCAAAGUUUACCAUCGAAUUUACAGAAUAAAGUCUGUGCAGCUGCAAUUAACGAAAAGUUCAACUAUGAAACCGUUGUUGAUGAAGGAACUUUCUUCAAUAGAGCAUAUGUGGUAGUACUCGAUGAAAAAAGCAACGAAAACUGGAUGGGAAUGUAUCACUAUGACUAUGCUACCACUCUGAACAAAGGGGCAUCAUCAUUCUUAGGACUUACUGUUUGUAUCGGUGGUAUCUACUACUCUUGGACUGCGGCACCGCAACAUUUAUUCACUGUCACUAACUAUAUUUCAAAACAUUACCAAAAGCUUCAAGACGCGAUUGUAUCGGCUGCUGGUACGCUGUUUUCGACAGCAACGUAUUUUGCUUUCCGGAAGUGGCUCAUGAAUGAACAUUCCGAUUGGAGAAUGCUAGUGGCAGCUUGCAUCCUAAAAAAGAUGCAAAGUGUUCGUGGUUAUUGA
Messenger RNA from Adineta ricciae, 570 nucleotides. The record is from the annotation of a GenBank genome assembly. NCBI's taxonomy places the organism in Eukaryota, Metazoa, Rotifera, Eurotatoria, Adinetida, Adinetidae.